AACGGGCUGGACCGAUGGCAACAACUUCCUUGACGAUCCGUCGGCGGCAGAGACAGCGUGGACAGGUACCGUCAGACGGCUACACAAGCGUCAUACGUGGGGUGUGAGCAAAGACGCCAUGUGGGUGAUUUCGAGCUUCGUUAAGGGUUUCCAUUUCGGGAUCACUCUUGACAUUUCCUUCAUUCCCUGGACCCCACGUAAUACUGGAAACAUAGUACCUGAGGUAGAGUAUGAGGCCGGAGGAUUUGGCGCCCUCCCGUGUGGGAUCGUCAGCGGCUGUACAAGUCCAAUCGUGCUCCUAGAUGACGACCCAGAUAGGUUAUGCUUGCAAGGCCCCAUCUGCUAUGGGCUUACGCCAUUGUUCUAUUCGAAGUGGCAUGGGUCCAUGUGGAUGACUCGGACCAUAGCCUGCAAUAGCCAGACCAUUAAUCUCCCGAAUGUGGUCACAUAUCCCUAUAGUACUUGGCAUCAACGAAUUGAGACUGGCGAUGCUUUCCACCAUUUUGGCGCAGCUGUUACGCCUUGUGGAAUGUUGGUGGCUGGCCUGGUGACUGAUGGAAAUACCUCAUCUGGGCUAGUGACGUGCGAAGGUAUCUCGAACCUCAGGGAAGAGAAAGUUCAAGUUUUGUUGUUCAUAUUGCUGACAUAGUUGUGUUACGGGGGUGCGUUUCAUAUACUUUCAAAUUCUUCCCAUUAUGCAUCUACG
Aspergillus pseudonomiae is the source of this 706-nucleotide messenger RNA. RefSeq lists its product as uncharacterized. Bases 119 to 649 code for a protein of 176 amino acids. The transcript has a single exon. NCBI's taxonomy places the organism in Eukaryota, Fungi, Ascomycota, Eurotiomycetes, Eurotiales, Aspergillaceae. The record is from RefSeq and is a predicted model, not a curated record.